AGCGCCUGUUUAUUAUCAGUCGAUUGCUGCCCAGUCAAGAUGACUAACAAGCUGUAUGCUUUGGGCCCGCUUAUCUGAACACUGGAAUGAAAAUGCCAAUAAGCUCUGCCCUGAUUGAUGGCCAACUGCACUGGAAGUCAGCUACAACCAGAACAGAACCGAACAAAAAAGUGUUUUGGCAACGAUAAGGCUUAGUAGACAAACUGCUGUGCUCCAUACAGCACAAGCAUUGGCAAGAGCCAUGCGGCCAUACUAUGAAGAUCCAUGUCGCUAUAGUCAUCAUCAUCACCAUCAUCGCCCAAAUAUCGAGAUUGAUGUUUUCCCCGGCUGGGGUGGCUCAUAUUAUCCGCCGCCGGCUGCUAGGCCCGAAGUCGUCAUAGUUAGCCCAGCGACCAACUAUAUGCCGCUGCCUGGUGGCCAAGCGAUGAUGCCUCAGCCAUACAAUGGCAUGUCCAUGGGCGGAACGGGCUACUAUCAACAGCAGCAGGGCUAUCAGUAUCAAUAUCAGCAGUACAACACGCCCCCCUAUCCACAAUGGUAGACAACGCGCCCACGCAAUCGAGUGUAAAACCUUGAAUUAUUAUGAAAUAUGUUAAAUGUUUGUGUACAUCGCGAAAAUAAAUUUAUUUAUAAGUGGCAAUUAUAAAGCAUGCCCUUUAAUUGUGAACCAUUUUUUGUUAUGAACCGGACUUUGUUCAAAAACUAGCAAAAUC
Molecule: messenger RNA, 713 nt
Organism: Drosophila novamexicana
Lineage: Eukaryota; Metazoa; Arthropoda; Insecta; Diptera; Drosophilidae
Product: transcription factor Sox-1
Exons: 2
Coding region: 242-541 (99 amino acids)
Source: RefSeq, a predicted model, not a curated record